GAAGCUCGCCGGGCGGAGGCGGAAGCAGGAAGCCCGCGGCUGAGGGAAAGACGAGGAACCCAACAGGUCGCCGGGACCGAACCGCCUCGCUCUGUUUCCCACUGCCGCUCGACCAGGCCCGCACCUGAAGCGCCGCCAUGUCUAACAUGGAGAAGCAUCUUUUCAAUUUGAAAUUUGCUGCCAAAGAGCUUACCAGAAAUGCAAAAAAGUGUGAUAAAGAAGAAAAGAUUGAAAAAGUCAAAAUUAAGAAGGCAGUUCAGAAGGGUAACACGGAAGUGGCAAGGAUCCAUGCAGAAAAUGCCAUCCGACAGAAGAACCAAGGAAUCAACUUCCUGCGCAUGAGCGCCCGGGUGGAUGCUGUGGCAGCCAGAGUGCAGACGGCCGUCACGAUGGGCAAAGUAACAAAAUCCAUGGCCGGAGUGGUUAAAUCAAUGGAUGCUACAUUGAAAAGUAUGAACUUAGAAAAGAUUUCUGCCCUGAUGGAUAAAUUUGAACAGCAGUUUGAAACCUUAGAUGUUCAGACAGCACAGAUGGAAGACACCAUGAGCAGUACUACUACACUAACAACACCACAAAACCAAGUAGAUAUGCUCCUUCAAGAAAUGGCUGAUGAAGCUGGGCUUGAUCUGAAUAUGGAACUACCUCAGGGACAAACAGGCUCUGUUGGGACAAGUGUUGCUUCAACAGAACAGGACGAGCUUUCACAAAGACUGGCACGUCUUCGCGAUCAAGUGUAAGGAAGAGUCAGAUCUGCAGUAUUGUACAUAUGCUUCCAGUUUGCAUUCUCUGUAUAUAUUUCGUGGCCUGACUAGGGAUUUCUGUCAAGAUGUUUAAAUAAUCACACCAGUGAACACCUAUCCCUUUUCCCCCCCUUUGCUGUGCUUUCCAAAAUGCAUCUAACUCAAUAGUAAUGUGCCACAAGUGCAUUUUCUAUGUCUCUAUUGUACAUUUUGAAGCUGAAGGUUAUAUUUUUGCAAAUCUCUUUUUCAAUGAUUAAAACGUCACUUGUAUCGGAUGUCGCCGCAAAUAAUCAAACAGAAAGAACAGCCCGUAUAAUUUUAAGUUGCAUAACAAGUUUUUAAAUUAUGGAUAAUGUUUGCAACUAAAUCCCUAAGAUGGUGUGUGUGAUUCACGUGGUGUCGCAUUAAUUAUCAAUAGGAUAAGAUAUAUGUGUAUAACCACCAGUAUUACAUCACUGGAGAAUCUUCCCAAAGCAAGCAAUACUUGUCAUCAACACCUAAAAUCAAGCAAUAUUUAUGCUAUCCCCAUACACCUGAAACUUAUAUAGGUAUCAACAGUUCAGUACCAAAGGAAUAAAAUAUAUUUUUCAACGUUUUUGCCUAGAUUUCCUUAAAAAUAUACGCGACACUCCCAUAUAGAAAGGAAUACCUUGAUAACUGUAAAGAACUAACCAAAACAUCAAGUUUUGAAAUGUCGUUUUAAGAUUGUGGCAUUGUUGGAUCUGAUAGCUUUCUGCUGCGAAGGAAUGAGUGGGGCGAUCGACUGAAUUAUAUCGGAAAUGAAAAUCAACUUGAACAAACAUGAGCAUACAUCUGAAGCAUUCCGUGAGGUAUGCUUCAAUUCUGUCUUUGUAUCUAUGCUUAAAGCAAAUGGUAAGAUAAAGAUGUCUUCAACUCAAA
Protobothrops mucrosquamatus (brown spotted pit viper) is the source of this 1640-nucleotide messenger RNA. RefSeq names its product charged multivesicular body protein 1B (gene CHMP1B). Gene Ontology annotation, cellular component: ESCRT III complex; multivesicular body. Gene Ontology annotation, biological process: late endosome to vacuole transport; endosome transport via multivesicular body sorting pathway; protein transport. NCBI's taxonomy places the organism in Eukaryota, Metazoa, Chordata, Lepidosauria, Squamata, Viperidae. The transcript has 8 exons. The coding region runs from base 138 to 737 and encodes 199 amino acids. The record is from RefSeq and is a predicted model, not a curated record.